AAUCGAUCAAGCUAUUUUUAACAAACUAGCUUAGACUUAGAUUUUAUUAUUAUUAUUUUAGGGAUGUGUACAGUUUUCAUGUUUGCAAUACAGUUGUUUAUUAAACAAAUAUUGCAUUAUUUUAACAUAAAAAUGCAUUUACUUAGUGUGUAAUUGAAGUGUAAUUGCGAUUUGUAACACAAAGUUCGUGUAACGCCACGCCUUCAGCGUCACUGUGGAUUGUUGAUUUAAACAUGUCUCCAUUUUUCUAUAGUCUUGACUACAGAGGAGUACACAUUUUACUAUCACUUGUUCAAGCAUAAAGUUUUUUUUUUUAAUGCUUUAAGUUUUAUGCUACCGAUUUCGAUUAUUUGUAACUUUAAUUGAGUAAAAAUGAAGGUACUUCUUGUUGUGUCACUGUUUUCUUUGAGUCUGGCUUAUGAUAAAGCAUCUUUCUAUGGAGCCAGUUAUAUAGCAUAUCCUCUCCAAGAAGCCAAAGGAGCCACAGACAUUAGCUUCAAAUUCCGCACCCAUUUGUCAGAUGCUUUACUUAUUCUUGCUGCUGGGAAAACUGAUUACUGUAUGAUUCGUCUGGAGAGUGGCCGUUUAAAGCUUCACAUAAACCUUGGUGCUGGUGAAAGUGAACUGUCAUCACCUAAAGGGAUUCAUUUAAAUGAUACCCAGUGGCAUCAUGUCAGUAUCAUCAGACGGGAAGCAAAUCUCACAAUGAAGAUUGAUGAAAGCACAGUGAAGAAACGACUUCCUGGACGGUUUUUUGAGCUAAACAUACACUUUGGAAUAUUUCUUGGUGGACAAGGAGACUUCUCUGAAUUGUUUCUUGGCCAUAUGGAAAAUUUUCGUGGCUGCAUAGAAGAUGUUUACUAUAAUGGAGUUAAAAUUAUUGAGAAAGCUCGAAGCCGCAGUGGUUCAGUGCAUGUGGAAGGAGUCACUUGGAACUGUGCUCCGGAGUUUGACGCCGACCUAAACUCCGACAUAAGUUUCGUUGAUGAAGGCGCUUAUUUAAUUUUACCAAGGAUUAAUUCAAGAGCUGGUGGGCGUUGGCAGAUAGAGUUCAAAACAACAACCCCAAAUGCUAUAAUCCUGUAUAAUUAUGGUGGAGGGCGUGGUUCAGACUUCUUGGCAGUUGAGAUCUUAGAAGGAGUGGUUCGUGUUAAAAUGGCUAAGGGACAGAUAAUACACACAGUCAGAGUUAAUGAUGGCCAGUGGCAUAAAAUACAUUUGCUCUUUAACCCAUCUCUAAUAGAGCUAUCAGUGGACAAUAUAGCGAUGAGUACUCGCAUAGAGAGUGGGGGUAUGCGGUAUCUGGAUCUAUCCGACUCUUUCUAUCUGGGAGGGAUAGAGAGUGAGAAACGACAGCGCGCUUUUGCUAAAGGCAUCAAGGCUGCCGAUUCAAGUAUAAUGGGUUGCAUCAAGCCGAUAGAAGUGGAUGAUAAAUUGUAUGGACUACCGAAUGCAGUGGUGACUUAUGGUGUUAGCCCUAAAUGUGUAUGGUGGUACCCAUGCCACGCAAACCCAGCCAACCCCCCAUGUCUGCCCAACGCUGUCUGCGAACAGCACGGCCUUGACCAUUUUACAUGCAAAUGUGACUCUGAACUUUGUAUAAACCCGGAUUACGCUGAAAAGUAUAAGGUGUUUUCUAAAUCGAGUAGUGAACUGGAAUUAGUUUCCUUGUAUCCGCUGACAGUACAAGAGGGUGGGGUGGCGGUUAUAACAACACAGAAUAUAGAUGUGGUACUUGACCAUCAUAAGUAUGGAGUACGCCCAUCCGGUGUUGUGCUGCACGUUGCUCAAUCUCCGAUGCAUGGACGAAUCGCAGUUGAUCUAUCACUACAGAGAAAUCUACCACAGUAUGCGAAUUACAUCGAUGCUGAAGGGAAAUCUAAACAAUUCUUUACACUCAUGGAUUUGUCCAGGGAUAAGGUGCGAUAUGUGCACGACGGCUCCGAGAAUCAUCAGGACGCGAUAGUUGUGGACAUGGAGCUGGUACCGGAAGCGCGCUUCACGCUACCCAACUACCUACAGGGUCGGCACGCGUUUGCAUUACACGUUAAUGUCACUCCGGUUAAUGACGCGCCGGUACUGAACCUGCCGCCGGGAAAAGUGUUACGACUCACACAGGGUACACGUAAAGUUAUAACAUCGGAUUUACUAAAAGCGGAAGAUCCUGACACUGCACCUGAGGAUUUACUGUACACUGUACUGCACGGCAGGAAUGAGCCAACCAGCGGUCACAUAGAAAUGUCAGGUCAGCCCGUGGAUUCAUUCACACAGCACGAUAUUGACGCGGGCGUUGUAUCCUACGUGCAUGGCUCUAGUGGGGAUAAGCAGUUGAACAAAACAUCCCUGAGAUUGACGUUACAGGUAUCUGACGGUAUAGAAACCAGUGGUGCAAGUGUUUUGCGUAUAUCUAUCGUGCCUUUACAAGUGCGUUUAGUAAACAACACUGGUCUUCAACUAGUGCAUAAUUCAUAUGCAAUAAUAACUGCUGACAAUCUCACAUUUACCACAAACGCUGAAGAAAGCAAUGCACAAGUUCGUUAUGACAUAGUAAAGCCGCCUCAGUUCGGCGUAGUGGAGAGAUUGCGAGUGUUGGACGGCACUUGGCAGACUGUGGACUCAUUUACAAGUGAAAUGAUCAACUUUGCUCGAGUGCGCUACAUGCAUCUAUUAGGCAAUCCCUCACAUGAUGAGUUCAAGUUUAAAGCGUCAGUGGGUGCGAUACGAACGAAUAUUCUGUACGAUUUUCGAUUGACCUUCAUCAAACUUGAACUGUACCAAUCUACGAAUGAAGAGUUGGUAUUAAAUAACACGAGGGAAGCGUUCAUAUCGCCGUUGCAUUUACGAUUUCAAACGAGACCUAUCUCUCUAUCGGCCGAUAGGAUCUUAUAUACUAUACUAAAGCCUCCGAAGUACGGCAUCCUACAUCUGUCGUCGGGCAAACAUCAUCUACAAAUGUAUGGCACUUUCACCCAACAGGAUAUAGAUACAGACCAAUUAUGGUACAGAUUACAUAGACGGGCGUACUCACAUAUACAUGAUGAGUUUUCAUUCGUCGUGGGUGCUAAUGAAUGUGAAAACGUCACUGGAGUGAUGACAGUUCGACAUACACCAAAUUACAUUACAACCGAACACUCUCAAGGCAGACUACAUACUACGUUAGAAAGGUUACAAGUCAUGGAAGGUUCCAGAAUGACAAUCCCGGCAAGCCAUCUCAACUUCCGUACUGAUACAGUAACAAAUUUACUAUUCAAUAUUACCCAUGUACCUAGACACGGCAAAAUCGAAGUUAUCAAUGAUAAUCUUAAAGUAAUUCGAGAUAAUACGACAUAUUUUACUCUACAAGAACUUAAUUCAGACCGUGUGUAUUAUUCGCACGAUGACUCCGAGAGUAGACACGAUUCUUUCCAUUUUAUGGCUUUGAGUCCUGAACCUGAAGAUUUUCAAUACGUCGGUGUGUUCCAUAUUGAUAUUAUACUAAAGAAUGAUAACAGUCCUGUCCGUGUUAAAGAGAAUAUCUUCCAUAUAGUGCACGGCGGCGCGAGACUUAUAACGGCGAGAGAUUUAAGUUACACCGAUGCCGAUUUAGACACGAGACCGUCAGAUAUCAUUUAUACGGUGCAAAGAUUUACAAAAGACCCACCUAACGGUGGGAUAUUCCGAGCUGACAAUCCUUCAGAACAAAUCGCUCAAUUUUCACAAGAUGAUAUUAAUAAAAACUUAAUAUUGUUCAAACAUCAAGGCAAGGAGUACGGUAAGAUGGCUUUCUGGAUAUCGGAUGGUUUGUUCGAUGUGAAUGGUAACUUGGAGAUACAAGCGUCGCCACCUUUUAUAAGAAUGUAUUCUACUAACGGAUCUAUUGUUGAAAAUGGCAAAGCUGUUGUUAUUACCGCCAGAGAUAUGCAGGUGGAUACAAAUAUGAAUUGCCUAGAAGAAGAUAUACGAUACGAGGUAACUCAGGAGCCGAAGCACGGUACUAUGGAAGUGGGAGAAGGUGUGGGCGCGUCUAUCUUCACGCAGCUAGAUGUGGUAGCCGGCAGAGUCGCCUACAGACAUACGCAGCCUAAUGUACCGAGUGAUUGUUUCCGUUUUAAAGUGAUGUGUUUGGACACCUGGGGCGAAGGCACAUAUCCUAUUAAAAUAUUCCCAUCCAGUUAUUGGGAACCUUUACGAGUUACGACCAAUAAACCACUGAUUGUGGAGGAAUCAACUAGUGUUAAUAUAACUAAGGAAGUUCUAGAGGUGAUGCAUCCUCAAAUAGAGCCAUCAAAUAUAAUAUAUCAAGUAACUGCCGGCCCUUAUUACGGUUGGCUCGAAAUUAUAUCAACCCCAGGUGUUGAACUAGAGAAUUACAACGAAGAGCCCGUACAUACUCGAGUAUUUGAUCAAUCUAUAAUAAAUGUUAACAGACUAACAUAUGUACAAUCUGGUGUAAAUCGUACAAGAGAUAGAAUCAAAAUGGAUGUAACUAACGGAAUAGUAUGGCUCAGAGGAGUAGAAUUAACAAUAAUUAUUAUACCUGAACAUUUUUAUGCAAAAGCCAUAAAUUUAACUGUAGUAGAAGGUGCAGCGGUUAGUUUAAGACCAGAUCUGUUUAAAACAAUAACAGAAUAUUAUCGAGGGAAAGUUGUCUCUUAUAAAGUGAUAGAGAAACCAAAGUAUGGAAAGAUUGUUAUGGGCGAUCAAGAUAUUGGGCUGUUGCCGGUUUUGAAAUUGAAUUCUGGUAAUAUUCAGUAUAUAAAUGACGGUUCAGAAGAGUCGACGGAUGUGAUUCGUUUCGUCGCAUUGACCGAAGGGGGCAAGGAAAGCGAGCCGUUUUACUUGUAUGUGAACAUAGCUCCUGUGAACGACGAGACUCCGAUAGUGGCCGCUAACACCGGACUCUGUGUAUGGGAAGGGGGCACUUUUACCUUCACUAGGAAUGAACUAUAUGUGAACGACAUUGAUACACCGCUAGAGAACGUAACGAUCCGUGUUGUGGAUAUACUGUCGGGGUACAUCGCACUUAAACACGACCUCGACAGUCCCCGGCACAGCUUCACACAAGCAGACAUCGACAAGGGAUUAGUCGUCUUCGUACACACAAAUGGUACAAAAGGCAAAAUGAUAUUCAACGUCACCGAUGGUCUCCACGAACUGUCCAAGAUCACAUUCCUCAUAUCAACCAAGUCUGUCUCACUCAAGAUUGUGCGGAAACAUAACCUGAAGGUGUUCCCACUCAUGCGGGAGCCGCUCAAUAAUUACUUCCUUAUGGCCAAGUGCUCCGAUCCCACCAGAACUAUCACAUACAAAGUGAUCCGAGCACCCAACCUCGGUAGACUUGUCAUGCUCACUGGCGACAACCAUCACAGAUCCAUCAAAGUAUUCACACAAGAAGAUAUCAACAAUACUUUAGUAUAUUACGAACACACGCAUCCCUUCUCCGAUCUUUACACCAAUGAUUCCUUCGUGUUCAGUAUAGAAGCUGAGCUCGCGAAAUCAAUAACCGAGCAAAUAUUCAAUAUAGACAUAUCAGUGUCUUCCGGUGGACUUGCCAAAUACGUGAACAUACCGCAAAUAAAAGUGCAAGAAGGAGAGAAAGUGCCCAUCGUUGUGAAUGUAUCUAAUGUGAUAAGUUAUUUGGAGAGUCAGGCAGGAGUGAGACAGCCUCAAGUUGAAGCUCAGUGGUCACAGCCAGCGCACGGUAGACUGAAUCCUUCCAUAUCUUCCCUCACGCAAGUUCAAAUGGAGACUGGGGUCGUUAACUACGAACACGACGGCUCUGAUACUUUAGAGGACAAAAUAGACAUGUCUUUAUACCUACUACCUGAUUAUGUCCUCCUCUGCAACGUCACCAUACAUUUUACAAUAGUACCCGUCAACGAUCAACCCUUCAGACUUUUGACAGACACCCCGCAAAUACAAGUUGUCCAAGGAGAAAAUUAUACGAUAACCAAAAACGAUCUGUCGACCGAAGACGCAGAUACGGAACCGACAGGCAUAUUGUAUGAUAUUAUUAGCGGACCAACUCAAGGCAGAAUCGUUAUGCUAGAGAAAAACCAAUCAAUGGACGACGCUCAUUCUAUAAAUAAAUUCUCUCAGGAUGAUAUAAACACCGGUCGCGUUGUUUACGAACACUCCGGUAUGCUACAAACUGCUACUUUCUACUUCAGAGUAUGGGACGGUCAAUUCAAGCCGACGUAUACCGUGUUCACUAUUGAUGUGAUACCGGUGAUUCUAAAUGCGACCUCUCUUCACCCGAUUUAUUUACAACAAGGCUCCAAUGUGGCAACAGUUACGACAGAACAAAUACACGUCGAUACUAAUGCUAAGAAGUCUAAAGUAUGGUACAACAUAACACGACAACCUCUCCAUGGAAUGAUUUAUGUCGGGAGGAGUCCAGUCACAUAUUUCUCACAUAAAGAUCUAAUGGACAAAGUGGUCAUAUACAUGCAGAAUGAUAUGACGGUUGCUAACGAUAGCUUCGAAUUAAUAGCGUAUGCGCACAAUACUAAUUCAACUUUACCCUUCGCUAUAGAGGUGAUUGUUCAGCCUCUGAUGAUACUUGGAGAAUUAAAGGUAGAUGGUCAGAAAGCUAAGCUAAGUUUGAACAGCUUAGACGCUACCGAACUAGCGAAACUGACUGCAAGCGAUCCAGUGUACACUAUCAUAAAGAAACCCAAAUACGGAACUAUUAAAAAGAUCAUCAGAUCUUCAGGAGAGAAGACCAGUGCUAGAGAAAGGGAAGUGGCAUACUUCACUCAUGAAGAUGUCAAAGCUGGCGUCAUAUACUUUGUAAUUAAGAAGAAAAUGGCCGAUUUGAAUGGAUUCGAGGAUAGUUUUCGAUUCCUUUUAGCAGCAUCGAUAUUUCAACCCGCAGCCGGCGAUGUCAAGAUAUUAAUCGGGAGUAAAUCGAAGAAAAAUUUACCCGGACCUAAUGAUCCUGAGAGUCAUGAAGGCGUUUUGGUGAGCAAUGGUGAAUCAACGUCGUAUUACAUUAUGAUAGUGAUGGCGUUAUCAGGCGUGGUGUUAGCUGUGAUAGUGAUAGCCGGUCUUAUCAAAUGCCGGCGGUACUUGUCGCGCGACAGGAACGCACUUGUGAAGAUUCACGGGCAGGGGCAGGGGCAGGGGACGGUC
Messenger RNA from Papilio polytes (common Mormon), 7113 nucleotides. It is a transcript of the gene kon, whose product is annotated as chondroitin sulfate proteoglycan 4. The transcript is spliced from 22 exons. The record is from RefSeq and is a predicted model, not a curated record. NCBI's taxonomy places the organism in Eukaryota, Metazoa, Arthropoda, Insecta, Lepidoptera, Papilionidae. The annotation marks the transcript as partial.